AUGGAAUUCCGACUGCCAAAGCUAUCCGCAGACUCAGACGGCGAUAUUAAGGCAGAUCAUAGCCGUCUGAUCCGCCUCUGGGGGGUUGAACCGUCGCAGUUGCCAUCUUCAGCCUCGCCUCCGAGCGAUCUCCUUCCACUGCUCACGGCCACGUGGACGGAGGCGGUGUAUUUUAUCAGCAAGGUCCAUUUGGAGUCCAAGACCAAGACAUCGCCAUGGCACCCAAUCGGUGUCAAGAGAUUCCCCAAUUCGAAUGCCCCGGUACACUUGUACCAACGAGUCGUGUCGACACCAGAACUCGUUCGCGUUUGCGAAGAGCACAAGAUCAAUGACACAGACGAGAGAGACCUGCAACCAGAAGUAUGGGCUCUGCGGCGCAGCGUCCACCAGAAUACCGCAGCAAAGGGAACAGCCAACUGGAGCGAAUGGGUUCGCUGCUUCAAGGACAACCACGCCAAGGCAGAGAAGGACUUUACCCCCACGGUCUUGAACACGUGUCUGAUGAAGAAGUGGAAAUGCAAAGACAUCAAAAUUCAGCUUGCCGGGCGGACUUGGGUUGAUUGGACCAUGAAAUGGGAGGAAUCUGUCCAUAAGCUUCCUUUCCCGCUGAGCAAGCGCGUCUUCCCUGUUCUACAGGUGACGGCCAUGACGCAUAACAAGCAGGAGUUUAUGGUCGUUCAGAUUGCCGUCAAAGAUCAUGAUGCGACACCCCGGAAUGGCGCUGUUCUGGGCGCCUAUACCAGCGUGGAGAGGUUUCGUCAAACCGACGGUGGCGUUGAAUGGAUUAUGGGCACUGUUUCAGAUGCGAGAGGUUUGUUGCCUCGAUGGAUUCAGAAGAGAGCCGUGCCAGCCCAGAUUGCCAAAGAUGUCGAUAUGUUUUUGGGUUGGAUCGCAGAGGAGAGAAAGAGGGUUCCGGCGACAGAUGAUGCUAUACCGACCCCGGUCAAUGCUUCGGGAGCUGACGCUGGAACUACUUCGCAGGUCGACUCUGCUCAGGACACGAAUAACGCCCCCCCAAGACCAACUGUGACAGACGAGAAACCAGAGGGAGAAUGA
This is a messenger RNA of Metarhizium brunneum ARSEF 3297, 1056 nucleotides long. RefSeq lists its product as uncharacterized. The record is from RefSeq and is a predicted model, not a curated record. NCBI's taxonomy places the organism in Eukaryota, Fungi, Ascomycota, Sordariomycetes, Hypocreales, Clavicipitaceae.